Messenger RNA from Gracilinanus agilis (Agile Gracile Mouse Opossum), 3494 nucleotides. RefSeq names its product Rho GTPase activating protein 30 (gene ARHGAP30). The transcript has 15 exons. The coding region runs from base 1 to 2679 and encodes 892 amino acids. Gene Ontology annotation, biological process: small GTPase-mediated signal transduction. The record is from RefSeq and is a predicted model, not a curated record. NCBI's taxonomy places the organism in Eukaryota, Metazoa, Chordata, Mammalia, Didelphimorphia, Didelphidae. Gene Ontology annotation, molecular function: GTPase activator activity.
AUGAAGUCUCGGCAGAGGGGGAAGAAGAAGGGCGGAUCGAAGGAGCGGGUGUUUGGGUGUGACCUUCUGGAGCAUCUGCAGCACUCAGGCCAGGAGGUACCCCAGGUUCUACGGAGCUGUGCGGAAUUUGUGGAGGAGCACGGAGUGGUGGAUGGGAUCUAUCGACUCUCAGGGGUCUCUUCCAACAUUCAGAAACUUCGGCAGGAGUUUGAGGCAGAGCGUCGGCCAGAUCUUCGGAAGGACAUCUACCUGCAGGACAUUCACUGUGUCUCCUCCCUCUGCAAAGCCUAUUUUCGAGAACUGCCAGACCCUCUGCUCACCUACCGGCUCUACGACAAGUUUGCAGAAGCUGUAGCUGUGCAGUUAGAGCCUCAGCGCCUGGUCAAGAUCCGAGACGUCCUUGGGGAGCUGCCUGGCCCACACUACAGGACCCUGGAAUACCUCAUGCGUCAUUUGGUGCAUAUGGCCUCAUUUAGUGCUCAGACCAACAUGCAUGCUAGAAACUUGGCCAUUGUGUGGGCUCCCAAUCUGCUAAGGUCUAAGGACAUAGAAGCCUCUGGAUUCAAUGGGACAGCAGCCUUCAUGGAGGUGAGAGUACAGUCAAUUGUGGUGGAAUUCAUCCUCACACAUGUUGACCAGCUCUUUGGAGGUGCCACUCUCACGGGUGCAGAGGCAGAGACUAGGUGGUGUACACUGCCAACAUCACGGGGAAUGGCCAGUCCUGAGGAUUCCUUUCCCAGAACCUUGAACUAUCACCUUCCCAGUGUUCUGCAGGCUGGGGAUGGACCCCCACAGAUGCGGCCUUAUCACACUAUCAUCGAGAUUGGGGAUCACAAGAGAAAGGGGUCUCUUAAGGUCAGGAAGUGGAGAUCCAUCUUCAAUCUGGGUCGUUCUGGUCAUGAUACCAAGCGUAAGCCAUCCAGGAUGGGUGAGGACAGGGAGGAAAAAUCUGACAAAGUGUCACUGCGGUCAGCCAAGAGCAUGGAUUCAUUGAGUGCCGCAGCAGGAGCUAGUGAUGAACCAGAGGGGCUGGGGAAGCCCAGUAAUUCUCGACCAAGUCCCCUUCAGUUGGAGAGUAUGGAAGAUGUCUCCAUGGCUGCAGAUGGAGAGAGGGAAGCAGAAGUGGAACCACAGAGUGGGACAAGCUCUGAGCCAGGCACCCCUAGAACGGGUCGAGCAGGAGCUCGGGCAGCAGGUUGUAAUCGGGCAGAGCGUUGUGCUGGAGUCCAUAUCUCUGACCCCUACAAUGUCAACCUGCCCCUGCACAUUACAUCUAUCCUCAAUGUACCCCCCAACAUCAUCUCUAAUAUGACAGUGGCACGACUUACUCGAGGACUUGAAUGCCCUGCCUUGCAAGCCCGACCUAUCUCUGGCCCUAGCCUUGCCUCAGGACCCCUAGAUGAGAAGAUGGAGAUAACCUCAGUCCCAACACCUCUGGUCCCUAACCUUGAAUCCCCUAAGCCAGGCCCCUCUUUGCCCCCAGCUCAGGAAGACUCCUUGUCCCAAGAGGUGCAGGACUCCUUCUCCUUUUUGGAAGAUUCUGGAAGCAGUUCAGAACCAGAGUGUGCUAGUGGGGAAACUAGGGAGGCAGUCCUGGCAGAAGGAACCUGCUCCCCUGGAGAAGAUGACCCUAAUAUUUGUUAUCUAGAAGAGCUCCUGGGUGCUGGACCUCAGGUGGAAGAAUUCUCAGUGGAACCACCCCUGGAUGACUUGUCUUUGGAUGAUGCACUGUUUGUUCUGGCUCCUAGUUGUUGCUCCCCAGACCCUGGAACCUCUGAGCUGGAAGAAGACUUGGGAGAGGAUGUUUUUCUCAGUGCCUAUGAUGAUCUAAGCCCCCUAUUGGUUCCCGGACCCCAAGGAGAGGAGGCUCUAGAGAUUAGGGAAAAUGAAGUUGAUGGAAGUCAACUUCAAUUUUCAGAGGAUAGAGGGGAAAGAGUUUGUGAGGAAGUUGGAGAGAAUAAGGAAGCUGAAAGUGGGGAGGAAGUGGAGGUUGAGGAAGAACAAGAUGGAAUCCCACAAUCCUCCAGGCCAGAAGACAGGGAACCUGAAGAACAGACAACUCUUGAGAACUGGGUCCUGUACCCUUGCACCCCAUCUGCUCCUGUGCUGCAACCUGGGCCAGCAAGUGGUGUGGGUAUGCGCCUGGCCUCUACGUUGGUCCAAGUUCAACAAGUCAAAUCUGUACCUGUAGUACCCCCCAAACCACAGUUUGCCAAGAUGCCUAGCACAAUGAGUAGCAAGAUCCAUGUAGCACCAGCAACUCCAUGCCCACGGCCUGGCAGGCUUGAUGGAACACCUGGAGAGGGAACCCAAGGGACCCGUGCCUCCCGUUCCUCCUGGAGGAAUGGAGGUAGCCUUUCCUUUGAUGCUGCUGUUGCAUUAGCACGAGAGAGGCAGAGGACGGAGGCUCAAGUCGUCAGGAGGACCCAGACCUGUAUUGGGGGUGGGGAUGGAAGCUUCCUCCCCAGAACCUCUUCUUCUAUCCUUCCCCCAGCCUGUUCUGCUCGGCCUCUCAGCUGCCUGGAGUCCCCACUCCCAGGUCAGGAAGGGGCAGGACCCCGAAGCAGACAUAGUCUGCCACCUGGACAAUCCCAGGCUCCUGACCCUGUCAUUUCCCCACAACGCAGAACCUAUGCAUUUGAGGCACAUGCUGGCCUUGGGGAGGGGGAAGGGCUCUGAGUAGGAAUAGAGGUUUUUGGAGUCAAUAGACUCCAUCUUCUAUCCUGCUGUCUCCCUAGCAGUCCUCUAAUCAAUGGAGAGAUACCAAUUUCUUGGGAUCUGACCCCCCAGCUUCUGUUUUCAGACUAUGGAAAGCCAGAACCUUGGAUCAUCUGAAGCUUAGUUCAGACAAAAAGUUUCUAGCCCUUGGGAUACUUCUAGCAUCAGGGUCCUGUCCCAGAGUACAGUCCAUUAGGAGAGGCAAGCAAAAUUAAGGAAAAAGACAGGCAGAUGGGCAGACAGGACACUGAGAUGGUUUUAAUAGAAAAAAUGGAUGAAAAUUCAACCCAAAUGCCCAAGCUCCUUUAAAGCUGGAUAUCUGUCUUCUUAGAACCCAUCAUAGCCCACAUACACUAGGAUGUUUUUAUGAGCUGUCCAUCUCCAUCCUGUUUUUGGUCUCUUGAGUAUUGCUUUAAAUUUGAGACUUAGUUUGGGAUGUUAAUGUUCAAGAAGCACUUUGAAGAAUUAGCAUCAAGUGGUCCUGUGCCCCUUCCAUAAAGAAGGUUGUCAUAGUUCUCUAACCCAUCCCUAUCCCUAACCUCUAGGGACUUGGGAGAAUAAUGGUAUCCUCUGUUGACCUCUCAGAUCUCCAGUCUUUGGAAAUACUCCUUUCUUUACAGACCCAGCCCUAUUAUAGGAGAGGAAAGAAUGGAGGUAUCCUAACCACAGGCCUAUUGUUUCCUAACAUGGAGAAAAAGCCAUAUGACCCAGUUUGGAGAGACUAGAUUUGUGGUUGUAGGGAGUAAUUUGAAAUAAAAGGUGUAUUUUUUCAUGUA